AUGACUCCCAGACACAGCAGGCUGCAUCAGCCAGCUGUUGGAUUACUGCCACAGCACUAUCUCAUCGGGGAAGGCGUGUCAGUCCCCGAAUUACUCAGCGCCCCUUUGUCCUCUUUCGGUGGCCAGCCAGCGACACUCAUGGCGGCUGCACCCGUCAGGCAGCGCUCCGGACCAGGAGGGCACCGGGCGCAGCUCCCACCCUGUUACUACGAAGGAUACCUGGAGAAGCGAGGGCCGAAAGAGAAGGCAUCCAGGCGACUGUGGACAUGUCUGUGUGGGAAUUCUUUGUAUUUCUUCAACAAUGCCAAGGACACUCAUUACGUGGAGAAGCUGGACCUCACCGGCUUUGUGUCCCUGAAGGACGACUGCAGCCGGGACAGAAACCUGGAGGCAGCCAGACUCAUCCUCCAAAUGAAGGAUGGAGAGACCAAACUCACAGCACCUAACUUAGAAUCACGGGAGCUGUGGAAAGGUUUCCUCUACUCUGUUAUAGAUCUGAAUGUACCGUCCUAUCUCACACUGCUGCCGGGGCAGCUACAAAUGCUACAGGAGGUCGUGGACAAAGAAAGAGCCAGACGGAGAAGUCGCAAUCCAACACGAGCUCCUCCUUCACCCCUCUCUGUUCCUUUAGUAGGAGAGAUCCCACCGUGUUUUCGGCCGGUGUCCAGGACGGAGGCUGAAGUCCUUUUAGAGAGACAUCCAGAUUGUGGGAACAUGUUGCUUCGCCCAGGCAGAGACGGAUGCUCGUUGGCUGUUACCACUCGACAGGACCUCAAUGGGUCAGUUUUCAGACAUUACAGGGUUGCUCAGAGGGAUCAAGGCGGUUAUGUCAUUGAUGUUGAAAAUCCUAUUCCCUGUGCUACUCUUCAUGAGGUCAUUGAUGCUCUGGUAGAAAAAACAGCAGGAACUCUUCAGCCUUUCCUACUGGAGGAGCCUUAUGAGGAGAAUAUCACAUAUGUUUCUGCCAAUGAUGAGAACGGAGAGAAGAUCCUCCACACUGCCCCCUCAAGUCCCCUGCCCAAGGCCCCUGUCUUGCCUCCAAAACAAGAUCGCUGGUCCUCCAGCAGUCCUCUGUCCAGGUCUCCUGCCCCAGACCGCCGUAUUCUGACCUCGCCAGUCCCAGCCUCGCCUAGCAACCCGAUGAGACGACUCAUCCUCUCCCCUUCCCCUCUCACACAGACUCUCAAUGAGGAACUCAAAAUGACGCUGGAGAAGAGACGAGCGAGUCAGGAGUGACUUACUCAUUAGGAAGGACUUCUUGUCACAGCAUCCUCAAUCUUCGGUGCCAAACCUCUUCUCACUGCAGCUAUGUGCUCAUCCUGUGCCUUCAAUGUGGAAGACAAGGGACUACAGAACUACUACUUUCUCUUGGAGAACUAAAAAGUGUUCUUUUUUUUGUUUUAGUAUGUAGUUGUUGGAUUUGCCUGACUCUGGUUGGCUGCCUAAGAGGAAGACUGGCUAGUUAACAUUGAUUUGAUUCAUGCAAUCUCGUAAAAUGCUGCCCGCCAUACUUGGCUAAUGACCCCUUUGUGUGUUGUCCAGUUGUAUAAUACUGUUUACAAGCUGCCUCCAAGCAAAAAUACAGUCCACAAGAGCUCUGACUCACUCACAGAAGGACUGACACAUAUCGGACCUCCAGCUGAGCCUAAUGUUUUCCUGUUUGAACCAAAAACUGGGUGCUGACCUGCUGCUACAACACUGGAAACCAGUAAACAAACAAAAUGCAGACUGCCAUGAUGAACUCCCAGAGCAACAAACUCUGACCCGAGACUCUUCAUCUGCUCUGAAAACAAAAUAAUCCAGGCAUGCUCAGCUCCCUGAUCCUCCUCAUUCAUAUCACUACAUGUAGCAUGACUAGAAAAAAAAAAAUUACACCUUAGCUGCCCUGAAAACUGCACAAUCUCUUAAGUGCUACCUGUGAUUGAUAAGCAACCAUUAACAUUGCUGUUGAUACAAUGUAGCUCAUUUACCAUUUAACUUUAAAUGUGCUGUGGGUGAAUUUUUUUUUUUUUUAAGUGUUUCCUUGUUCCCUGUGCUGUUGUAUGGUGCUACGAAUUACCAAACCUGCGUGGAAAUUCCAGGUGAUUUCUGUUCUUCUUCAAGAAAAAAAAAACUACUGUAUUCAUACGUGAGUGCGCCCUCUUGUGGUAUAUCUGUUCUCUAAACCUCACGAGCACAAUCACUCGGCAUAGGUCAACCCUUUUACUUUGCAGAGUAAACAAGCAACUUUUGUCACUGUAUUAUUUCAGCUGCACUACAGUGAACUGAUUACAGAUUUGAAAGGUGCUCAAACAACAGCAAGUAACUCUACAUGUGAAAAACGUUUACAGAUUAGUGUCAGCUGACUUAAAUGUCUUACAGUGAACAGUUUCUUGUAUGUUUGUACAUGAAGUGUAUCGUUUACUUGAUCAGUAUCAGAUAUUGGAAGAAUUAAAUUGUUUUGCAUGGAUCCUCUGUGAAUUAAGAGGUUGUGUGUUAUAUUAGAGGCCUUUUUUCUCGAGACAGUGGAAUUCAUCGAUACUAUCAGUUGAUGAUUAGAAAGACUAGUAGAAAAUCUGUCCUUUAUUUAUUUUUUUUUUUAUUUAACAUGGAGAUGCAUUUUUAGUCCUUCCACGAACUCACACACUCCUGUUAAUAUGUAAUCAGCGGUUCUGCCACAUUUAAAAGGUUAGAUUGUAUAUUUAGAGUCCCCUUCUGAAAAUACAACUAGACAUUCAG
Messenger RNA from Archocentrus centrarchus (flier cichlid), 2718 nucleotides. RefSeq names its product signal transducing adaptor family member 2a (gene stap2a). The record is from RefSeq and is a predicted model, not a curated record. NCBI's taxonomy places the organism in Eukaryota, Metazoa, Chordata, Actinopteri, Cichliformes, Cichlidae. Bases 1 to 1236 code for a protein of 411 amino acids. Gene Ontology annotation, molecular function: signaling adaptor activity. The transcript has 11 exons.